This is a messenger RNA of Ilex paraguariensis (yerba mate), 245 nucleotides long. The record is from the annotation of a GenBank genome assembly. NCBI's taxonomy places the organism in Eukaryota, Viridiplantae, Streptophyta, Magnoliopsida, Aquifoliales, Aquifoliaceae.
GCGCAAUAAUUUAUGGGCUCGGCUCCAAGACGUCGCCGGACGAGCUCUAUUGCACAUUGAUCGAGAUUGACACCGACAGAGACGACUUCAUUGAUCUGAAAGAAUUCACCGAGUUCCACCGUGAGGAUCGGAUUCAGACGGCAACAAGAAGGAGCUUUCACGACGCUUUUGACAUGUAUGAUAAGGACAAGAACGAUUUCAUCUCUGUUAUUGAGUUGCACACUAUGUUGCUGCUCGUUGAAUGA